This is a messenger RNA of Populus euphratica (Euphrates poplar), 1348 nucleotides long. NCBI's taxonomy places the organism in Eukaryota, Viridiplantae, Streptophyta, Magnoliopsida, Malpighiales, Salicaceae. The record is from RefSeq and is a predicted model, not a curated record.
UGUUUGAUCCCCUUUUGUAAAAUAUUAUUGCUGUUUUUCACAGGCCAGCAAAAAUUGAUAGAUGGGAGAGAUUCGUUCACCAUACUUUUCUAUUGAUCAAGAACACCUCAAAGAUAAUGCUGAAAUUCGUUCACCAUAUUUUUCAAGUGGUGGAGACUACCUUGGAGUUAAUGCUGAAAUUCGUUCACCGUAUUUUUCAUUUGAUACUCAAGAUUACCAUGGAGAUAAUGCCGGAAUUCAUUCCUCGUAUUUUUCAGCUGCAGACUACCACGGAGAAGAUGCUGAAAUUCCUUCUGGAACAUUCUUUCACCAAGAUAAUAUUGUUGAGAAUCCAUACAAUGCAGAAAAUUUUGUUGAGCAGGAUAUUGUUCAGAACAUAUACAACACAGAAAAGCUCAUUCAACGGGUAAAAGCUGAAGAACUGUACUUGGAUCUUGAAGCUGAAGCUGUACAUAAAAUCGAGAAAAAUCAAAAUGAUGGGAAUUUUAUCUACAGAGUUCCUGAUGCGCUUCGCAAAUCAAAUGAAGCCAUCUAUACUCCUCAAGAAGUUUCUAUAGGCCCUAUUCACCAUGGCAAGGAGAUUUCGCAGGGCAUGAAAACGCAAAAGGUAAGAUACUUGCAAGCAUUCUGUAACAGGGUGGUAGGGAAAGAAAAGGAGCAACAAAUGAAGUUCCUGGAGAAAAUUUGGUACACCAUUAAAGAGGAUGAACAGAAGAUCCGCCGAUGUUAUGAAGAUGGUGCUAAUGAAUAUGCAGAAAAUGAUCAGUUUGUGAAAAUAGUGUUGUUCGAUGCUGUUUUCAUCUUGGAGUACUUGUUGAGGAGUAAAGAUAUAGAAAAAUAUAGAGAUGAUUCCAUAUUGUGUAGAGUCGGGUCAAGGAUUCGGAUUCGACGAGACUUCUUGUUGCUCGAGAAUCAGUUGCCAUUCUUCAUUCUUGAGAAAUUAUAUGACCAUCUUCUUGAAGACGGCGAGGGAAAUUAUACUUCUUUUCGAGAUCUUGCCUACGAGUACUUGAAUAGGUACAAUAUUGAGAGUACAGACAAGACAAGCGACAACAAGCAGAUAUUACAUUUCACCGAUUUGGUCAGAUCUUCAUUAUCCGUCAAACACCCAGAAAUGAAGACUGACGACCCGAUUGGAAAAUUUUAUAGCGCAACCAAGCUGCAUGAGGCAGCGAUUAAUUUUAAGGAAUUACGAAAUGAAUGCUUACUUGACGUAAGAUUUUCUUCCACAAAAGGCGAGUUACGUAUACCACGUCUUCGGAUAGACAUCAAUGUUAGUUUGGUUGCUAUUAACAUGCAACAACCAUUGACUAUUGUACCAAUCAUGUACACUCAUCCAAGAUGUUAA